AUGGACGAGCAAUAUUCACUUGAGACCCUCCCACCAACACUCUUAAAUCACAUCACAAGUCACUUGUCGCCACAAGAUGUUCUCUCCAUGUCGUUGACAUGUAAGAAAUUUAGUUUAUUGAUAAGCGAUGUGACGUAUUGGCACACGAAGUUGGGGUAUACCUGCGAAGACCCUCUCCAAAGUCUGUCUCAGUACCAACAAGACUUUAUAGUCAUUUCGCAAUAUGAACAAUCGAAUGCUCCUCACCCGACACGCCAUACCGUCCAUAACCGACCCUUUAAAAAAAUAGUGUGGAUCUUACUCAAUAUCUUACUUAACAUCUCCUUUGAUUACAUCACAUUCUUCUGUGAUGUCAUCUUCAUAGCUCUUUUAGUGAUACACUUAGACCGAAUAUCGACCAUCAAUAUAGUCAUUCCAAUGGCUUUCUUGUCCUUCUCGAUAGUCACUCGAGCACUUUUCCCCUAUUUGGCAUUCAUAUGUAUCUAUUACGUCUAUGGGACGGAUUUCGAUUUGACAUUUCUUCCACAACAGAACGUUUCCUUGUUACUCAUCGGCUCAAUCUAUAGCUUCGCGUCACAGUACAUUGGUGUUGCGUCAUUCUUUAAUAUACUUGUCAUCAUCGACUUCUUCCUCUUCUUCUUAUUUAUCGUUGGGAAGAUGUCGUUUGUCUUUGUCGUCAUUCCCAUCUUCUUCAAUUUCGUCCUCUCCGUGUUCUCGUGCGCCAAUUUCUCAUUCCUUCCAAAGUACACGCGCACAAAAUGGUCGCUGACAAAACUGAUUUACUUCAUGUUCCCGUCGUGUUGCGUAUUGACGUUAUUUAUGCUGUUAACACUUUCAUUACUCUUCGACAUCGACUUCCCUAACAAAUACGCGUUUAUUCCUAUUUACGUGUUACAAUUCUAUUUGCUCUUCAUUUGUUUAUUCGCGUUUCUUUAUUUGAAAUGCUUCGAAUCAAAAUUGGUGGUAUCCGACGUUCCCGGCUUCAGACAUCUCUUCCCUUGUUUCGAGAAGAAGACCACAUCUGAAGCUCUUUUUAUACUCAAACUUGUGUUUCUCUUCCUCGUGUUUUUCUCGGUUCCAUUGCUCGCUUUUGUUGCGUUGUUGUCUCUCAAAUUGGAUGGGCGGAUAGACACGCGGUUUUGGGUGAUCUUCAUUCCAAUCUAUUUCAUGGUCUUUUGUAUGAUAUGUAUCACUAUUUCUACUCACGUCGGGUGCUGUAUCACACAUGGCUUCCUCAGAAAUUCACAGUAUGAGUUGGAGUCCAACAACACACUCGUGAACAACAAGCACUCCCAGCAACUUUCUCUAUCGCAUGGAGUCAGAAUAGAACUCAAGUCGAAUUAG
Messenger RNA from Entamoeba invadens IP1, 1344 nucleotides. RefSeq lists its product as hypothetical. The record is from RefSeq and is a predicted model, not a curated record. NCBI's taxonomy places the organism in Eukaryota, Evosea, Mastigamoebida, Endamoebidae. The transcript has a single exon. Gene Ontology annotation, molecular function: protein binding. Bases 1 to 1344 code for a protein of 447 amino acids.